AUGCCUAGAUUCAUUCAGGCCAACCUCAAUAGGGCUAAGGCUGCGCAAGCACUCAUCAUGCAAACAAUAUACGAAAAGAAGGCGGAUGUUGCCAUAAUCAGCGAGCCAAAUAGGAUUCCUGAUAACGGUUCCUGGUUUUCCAGUAGCGACAUGUCAUGCGCUAUCUACAUUGACCCAGACACACGGGUCAUAAACAACGGCCAAGGCCACGGAUUUGUGUGGGUCGACAUCCCUGACCUCCGGGUAUAUAGUUGCUACUAUUCACCUAAUCGAAGACACUCGGCAGAGUCGUACAUAAUGUAUCUGAGCCGCGUCAGUGACAGCGUGCGUCAAGGCCCCAAGGAGGUUAUACUUGCUGGUGACUUUAAUGCGCAUUCCCCCUCCUGGGGUUCCCCAAGCACCUGCGCAAAGGGCGAGGCCCUAACUGACAUGGUGAGCUCUCUAGGGUUGUAUGUCAGGAACCAGGGUGACGCCCCCACCUUCGAACGGGGUGGCAGUUGCUCUCACAUUGAUGUGACUUUUGCGUCGCAAGCUGUACUAAGGAACAUGCACGUGUGGGAAGUCCUAGAUACUGAUAUCGGUAGCGACCACAACUGUAUCUUCUUCACCGUACAAGGCAAAGCCAAUCAUCAGGCUUCCGCUCUCAGUGGCUGGUCGUGGAGACGGAUGGAUGCGAGUAAACUGGAAGCUUUUGCCAAAGCUUACCACGUCCCUUCUGAAGGGAUUGUGUUCAACGACCAGGGUCUACAAAAUUUUCUUCAGCAAGCAUGCGACAGCUGCAUGCCUAGGAGGAAAAACUGCCAAACCAACCGCAAACCGGUGCAUUGGUGGACCUCUGAAAUUGCGUCUCUCAGAAAACUGAGCCUGCAAGCAAGGCGUAAGUACCAAAAAAUACGCAAGCGCCUCGGUCCUGAGCUGUGUGUCGUGGAACAUCGAGCUGCUAGGGAGGCGUCUAAAGCUCUUAGACUAGAGAUACGCCGUAGCCAGGAAAAGUGCUGGAGGCUCCUGUGCAAGGAAGUGGACAACGAUCCGUGGGGACUCCCGUACAGGAUUGUCACAAAAAAACUGAUUGGGAGAAGAUCCAUCCCUGGUUUGACGUUGCCGGGAAGGCUGGACGCAAUAGUCAAUUGGCUCUUCCCUCGUUGCCCACCACCCCAGUAUACCCCAGUUGACAGUCAAGUGACCGUAGCGGACACGUUUGCCGUUGAAGACCUGAAACAGGCGGGUCUCAACCUACCUCGAGGCAAAGCACCGGGUCCUGACGGCGUACCCGACGAGGUCCUGCGGGUGAUCGUCAAGGUACGUCCUGAGCUGCUCCUCCCGACGUUUAUUGCCUGUCUUAGGACCGGCCAGUUCCUGGAGAGUUGGAAAACAGCCAAACUAGUCUUACUCCGGAAAGGCAACAAGCCUCUGGAAGAGCCUUCUUCGUACAGGCCACUGUGUCUGCUCAAUUCCGUGGGCAAGCUGUACGAAAGGCUAAUCAAAGUCAAAAUCGAAUCCCACCUGUAUGCUCAACCGGAUGGCCUUUCUAGACUGCAAUUCGGCUUUGUCAAAAGCCGCUCGACUACCCAGGCGGUUAGUCACGUGAUGAAGAUUGUAGAAAAGGCGGGGACAGGACAGUUGUACAACAGGAGGCUAUGCGCCUUAGCAUCCCUAGAUGUCGCUAACGCGUUUAAUUCCGCCCCUUGGGACCACAUAGACGCGGCACUAAUAGAGAAGAGGGUUCCGGGCUACCUCAUAGCUGGCAUCAGAUCUUAUUUCGAUGGCAGAUCAGUGCAAACAGACGCUGGAACGCGGGAGGUCACGGCGGGCGUUCCCCAAGGAUCCGUCAUAGGCCCACUGCUGUGGAACAUUUUUUAUGACAGCUUGCUAAGGAUGGAGUACCCAGAAGGGGUACAAGUUGUAUGUUUUGCCGACGAUGCAGCGAUCGUUGCCACCGGGAAAACAACGUGGAUGCUGGAAAGUGCCAUGAAUAGCGCUCUUGACAUGGUGGCAGACUGGAUGGAUGAACAUCAACUGACCAUCUCCAGCAGCAAAUCGGCGGCGGUGAUGCUGACCACCAAAAGAGGCUAUGUCAAGCCGGUUUUCAAGUACAAGGGCACCAACAUUGAGCUCAAGGAUAGUAUCCGGUACUUAGGGGUUGAGCUUAGCUGCGUCCUAGGGUUCAGAAAGCACAUCGAGGUGACAAGUGACAAAGUCAUGAAAACGGCUUCAGCUUUGGCAAGAUUAAUGCCGAACGUAGGCGGUCCUAUGCCUGUCAAAAGGAAAUUACUAACAUCAGUGGUGCACUCACAGCUUUUAUAUGCCGCCCCCAUAUGGCAUAGUGCUCUUCUGUAUGAGAGGAACAAGAAGACCUUGGCCUCUCCGCAGCGAAAAAUGGCCUUGCGGGUUAUUAGUGCCUACUGCACUGUUUCAAAUGAGGCUGCCAUGGUGGUUGCAGGAAUAGUCCCCAUCCACAUUCUGGCAUUGGAAAGAGCUUUGAUGGAGCGAAGCAAGUCUACUGGUAUCCUAAAGGAUGUGGCCAGAGCAGACGCAAACGCCCGCUCCAUGCUUAAAUGGCAGGCAGAGUGGGAGGCUGCUUCAAACGGGCGUUGGACGUUUAGGCUAAUACCAAACGUUCAGCAAUGGACAGAGCGAAGCUUCGGUCAAGUAAGUUUUCACAUGACGCAAGCCUUGACCGGGCAUGGCUGCUUCAACGCCUACCUCUGCCGCUUCAAGAAGAGAGAUGACUCUGUAUGCAUGUAUUGCCAGCAUCCAGUUGACGACGUGGAGCACACAGUCUUCCUGUGCGACAGGUGGUGGCGCCAGAGGAGGGAAUUGGAAGUCAUGCUGGAUGGAAUGUUCACCCCGGAGGCCAUGACUGCAACUAUGCUUAGUUCAAGACGGAGAUGGGACGCGGUUUCCAAGUUCAUUGAGACGGUGCUAACCACAAAAGAAGCGGACGAAAGAGCCAUCCAAGCUGAGGCGUGA
Macrosiphum euphorbiae (potato aphid) is the source of this 2970-nucleotide messenger RNA. Lineage: Eukaryota; Metazoa; Arthropoda; Insecta; Hemiptera; Aphididae. The record is from the annotation of a GenBank genome assembly.